Messenger RNA from Mycena indigotica, 681 nucleotides. RefSeq lists its product as uncharacterized. NCBI's taxonomy places the organism in Eukaryota, Fungi, Basidiomycota, Agaricomycetes, Agaricales, Mycenaceae. The record is from RefSeq and is a predicted model, not a curated record. The transcript has 7 exons. Gene Ontology annotation, cellular component: growing cell tip; plasma membrane; cell division site. The coding region runs from base 1 to 681 and encodes 226 amino acids.
AUGAGCCGUGCUUUCUGCAUCCCAGGAAUCAUCUUCCUCCUGUGUGCACUUGUGCUUUCACUAAUCGUCUCGAUUUCGCUCCCCUUCUUGACGGAAAUCGACUUUGUGCGCGUCCAUUUCGGGCAAGGGGUCGUAACGAGUGGCCAAGGUAUGACACAGCUGAGGUUUGGUAUCUGGGCCCCCUGCUACUUCACGAACGAUGGCGUGAAAUCCUGCUUCAGUGCGCAUCAUGGAUACUCUGUCUCAGUUGCCAACCAAGCCAAAACUGCCAGCAUUAUCGUUGGAGGCAGCUGGACGCGUGGUCUUGCGGUCCAUCCAGUCGCUACGGCAGUCACUUUUAUUGCGUUCCUCAUGUCGUUUUCGACCCACCACUUGGUGACGUUGAUGGCCUCCCUUGUCUCCUUCCUAGCUGCGGCUCUCACGCUCAUCGCCUUCGCGAUUGAUAUUGCCCUUUAUGCAUUUGUGCACCAUGAAAUCAAGAAGCUGCCAGAUGUCUCUGGCAAGACAAAGACUAGCGUCGCCUUCUGGAUGACAUUCGUGCAGUUGAUCCUUCUCCUUCUCGCUGGUUGCACUGUCUGCUUUGGACGCCGCAAAGACCGUCUCUCCGGCGCGUCUUCGUAUCCAAUGUCUUCUUACUCGAAGCCUGGGUUCUUCUCCCGGUUCCGCCGCGGAAAGAACUAA